This is a messenger RNA of Amorphotheca resinae ATCC 22711, 1368 nucleotides long. RefSeq lists its product as hypothetical. The transcript has a single exon. NCBI's taxonomy places the organism in Eukaryota, Fungi, Ascomycota, Leotiomycetes, Helotiales, Amorphothecaceae. Gene Ontology annotation, cellular component: nucleolus. The record is from RefSeq and is a predicted model, not a curated record. The annotation marks the transcript as partial. Gene Ontology annotation, biological process: rRNA base methylation; maturation of LSU-rRNA. Gene Ontology annotation, molecular function: rRNA (cytosine-C5-)-methyltransferase activity; RNA binding.
GCUCUGCUUGCACCAGAUCUUCAACUAUUAAGGACUCGAAUCACUGAUACGGUGCGAGUCUUGGACGAAUUCUCGAAGCUGGCAGAAGAGGGACGAUCAAGAGCUGAAUAUACUGCGCAAUUGAUCAAAGAUAUCUGCGCAUAUUAUGGAUAUUCGCAAUACUUGGCCGAGAAGCUUUUUAAUCUCUUCCCUCCCAAAGAGGCUUUCGCCUUCUUCGAAGCAAACGAAACUCACCGACCUGUUGUUAUUCGAACGAACACUCUGCGUACACACAGACGAGAGUUAGCUCAGGCGCUCAUUAACCGUGGUGUCACUCUCGAGCCUGUGGGAAAAUGGUCUAAGGUUGGUCUUCAGAUCUUCGAAAGUGCCGUCCCCUUGGGAGCCACACCGGAGUACUUGGCUGGUCAUUACAUUCUGCAAGCUGCGUCCUCCUUCCUUCCCGUUAUGGCGCUUGCGCCACAAGAGAACGAACGAAUCCUCGAUAUGGCCUCCGCUCCCGGUGGAAAGACCACUCACAUCGCCGCAUUAAUGAAGAACACCGGAUGUAUCUUCGCCAACGAUAGCAAUAAGGCUCGUGCCAAGGGUCUUAUUGGUAACAUCCAUCGCCUCGGCGCCAAAAACGUGAUUGUAUGCAACUACGAUGCGCGAGAGUUCCCCAAGGUUAUUGGAGGUUUUGAUAGAGUGUUGCUCGAUGCCCCAUGCUCCGGUACGGGAGUCAUUGCCAAGGAUCCCAGCGUUAAGACGAACAAGACCGAAAAGGAUUUCCUCAUGCUUCCGCAUCUGCAAAAGCAAUUAUUGCUGGCGGCUAUCGACUCCGUGGAUCACACAAGCAAGACCGGUGGCUAUAUCGUCUACUCGACCUGUUCCGUGACGGUUGAGGAAAACGAACAGGUGGUACAAUACGCGCUCUCCAAACGCCCGAACGUCAAGCUCGUCGAGACGGGUUUGGUCUUUGGAAAAGAGGGCUUCACGGCAUACAUGGGCAAGACAUUCGACAAAUCCCUGAAGUUGACUCGAAGAUACUACCCGCAUGCCUACAACGUCGACGGGUUCUUCGUAUCCAAGUUCAAGAAGACCGGACCAUCACCCGCCAACAGUUCAGCUGGUGUUACGAACGCACCGAAGAGGGAAACCGAUGAUUUGGACGUCGAUAAGAGACCUAUCUCGGAGACAGAGGAGGAGCAGGAACAGAAGGAAGAUUUUGGAGGCUGGGAUGAGGAGGAGGAUCAGGCUUAUAUUGAGAAGGCCAAGAGGAACCUGUUGCGCAAAAAGGGUAUCGAUCCCAGGGCUAGGAGGGGCGAUGCCAGCAAACAGGGAGCUAAUGGAGCGAGCCCGAACGGGACAAAAAAGUCGACUAAGGCGAAAUAG